GGGGGAGCGCCUGGCCGACAUGAGUGAUGUAGAGGAGAACAACUUCGAGGGCAGAUGAGCGGCCGCGUCUCUGUUGGAACCGGCGGCGUUGCGCCUAUAAAGGCGACAAGCCUUGAGGUUGAAGGUGGGACGAGCCUAAGGAAGUGGUUAAUGUUCGUGAAGAAAUUGAAGAGUUUUUUCCAAGAAUGUGGAAGAUAAAUCAAGAUAAAAGAAGGCUAAUGAAAAGUAUUAAAGAUCAGAAAAUUAAAAUUGAAUGGGGGAAAAAAUUGAACAGAAGAUUGGUCAGAUAGAAGCACUUGAAUAUUUUUUUAAGGCUAUUUUGAAUUGUUUGGGGAAGAAUACACGAAGUAUGAAAAAUGAAAAACUCAAUGAAGAAUGAAGAGAAGUAGAAAGCAAGAGUGAAGUAGAAUUAAAAGAAUCUGGAAGAAUGAAUGGGUCCUAGGUUAAGUAAAUGUAUGGUUUAUGUUCCAGUGUCUGUAUGAUCAAGUUGUAGAUGAAUUUGCAUGAUUACUUAGUUAAUAGAGAUUUGGUGAUCUGGUUCAAGUAGGGAAUUAUUGAGGACAGUUAGCAGUAUUAACAAUGGGUUAUUAAUGAGCUGAAAAUUUUUUCUGGAGGGUGUUGCCUAACCAUUUGUUUUUCAGGAGCAAUCAAUAUAAAUAAUUACGGUACUUUAAAUGUUAGGUGUUAGGCAUCUACGUGACCAGUGCCAUUUGUAAUACUGUCUUCUUUGUUAGGAGUCUCGCUCUCAGUCAAAAUCUCCAACGGGAACUCCUGCUCGUGUAAAAUCGGAGAGCAGGUCAGGAUCUCGUAGUCCAUCAAGGGUUUCCAAACAUUCUGAAUCCCAUUCUCAAUCAAGAUCAAAAUCCAGGUCGAGGUCAAGGAGGCAUUCUCAUAGACGCUACACUCGAUCCAGAUCCCACUCUCAUUCUCAUAGGAGACGAUCUCGAAGUAGGUCGUACACACCAGAGUACCGGCGGCGAAGGAGCCGAAGUCAUUCUCCAAUGUCUAACCGCAGAAGACACACGGGAAGCAGGGCAAAUCCAGAUCCCAACACUUGUCUUGGAGUUUUUGGCCUCAGUUUGUACACAACGGAGAGAGAUCUUCGUGAAGUGUUUUCUCGAUACGGACCGUUGAGUGGUGUCAAUGUAGUUUAUGAUCAGCGAACUGGGAGAUCUCGAGGAUUUGCUUUUGUUUAUUUUGAGAGGAUAGAUGACUCAAAGGAGGCUAUGGAAAGAGCAAACGGAAUGGAGUUGGAUGGGAGAAGAAUUCGUGUGGACUAUUCCAUCACCAAAAGAGCGCACACACCUACACCAGGCAUCUACAUGGGCAGACCAACUCACAGUGGUGGUGGCGGUGGCGGUGGAGGUGGCGGCGGAGGUGGAGGUGGCGGCAGACGUCGGGACUCUUACUAUGAUAGAGGUUACGAUCGUGGCUAUGACAGAUACGAAGACUACGAUUACCGGUACAGAAGACGAUCACCUUCUCCUUACUACAGUCGAUACAGAUCACGGUCAAGAUCUCGUUCCUACAGCCCAAGGCGCUAUUGAUAAUGGAAUGGUUGCAAUUAAGGACUUUUUUCCCCUCUCAUUAUUUUCUCUAUCUUUUGGUUUUUGUUUUUCUUUAAUUUUGGAUUUCCCCAAGUUUCUAAUACUUCCUAGUCCUUAAAAAAUCUUUGGUUUUUUAGCAUCUACACUUUGUCAAUUGUGUUGCUGUUUUCCACCCUUUUUAUUAUACUCUUAAAGAUGUGAUUGUCAUUUUGAGUAGUUAAACAUCUUGAGUAAAAAAAGGAAACCCCCAUGUUAUGCUUUGUAGAUGAUUUUUCCUUUUACAGAGGAUUAACUCCUAACUAAUCAAAUGAGAAGAAUGAUCUUUUUAAAGACCUCCUUUUGUGUUAGAUAUUGUAUUAGACAUUGUGUUAGAGACUUGGCAUUUCAUCAAACUUUUUUUUUAAACUUUAUUUUUGGGAACAUAGUAACACAAAAUAGUUCAGUCAUGUCAGGUUUGGGGUGGCAUGGAACAAAUAGUUGAGUGUAGAAGGUUUGAAGCUAUAGAAGAAAAUACUUGGACAUGUCUUUUGAAGAGGGAUCUUUUGAACUAUUAUAAACUAAGUCAUUUUUUUAUAGAUGAAAAACUUGUGGAUGCCUACAAAACGUAUUUCAAAUACAUCUGUUCAACCUUAGAAACUUAAAAGUGUGAUUUUGUGUUAAAAUUAUUGAAGCUUAAGUAUUCCCUUAAUCUGUGAAGGACAACCCUUAUUUAUUACAUAGAGCAAUUGUAUAAUUUGCUGUUAGAAAUUUUGGUAUUGGGAUAAUGGUUAAGCAGGCUAUUGUGUAGUAUAGAAAUUCUUAGAAGACACCUGUGGGGGAAAGUAGUCUCCUUCCAAAUAAAAGUUAAUAUCUUUGAAAA
This is a messenger RNA of Oryctolagus cuniculus (rabbit), 2406 nucleotides long. Lineage: Eukaryota; Metazoa; Chordata; Mammalia; Lagomorpha; Leporidae. The record is from RefSeq and is a predicted model, not a curated record.